AUGGACGAAGAGGCACCGCUUUUUAGUGCGUGGAAUCCCUUGGAGGUGAUCAAUGACUUGCAGGUUGCCAUUGAAGUUGCUGAAGGUCCAGGUCCAUGGCGGGUGGCGUAUCCCCAAGGCCGAGUUCAGGUGACCGGGGAAUCCUUCCAAGUGCGGCUGCGUGAGGAGGAAACCAUCGUAGUGACGGUGCUGACCUCGCAGUUCGCUCAUAGACGCGAGAGGAAGGUAGUGAUGGUGUCUGCAGUGGAUGAAGAGUUCCAUCGAAGGGUGGAUAGCUGGCUGAAGAAGGAGCAAACAGCCGUUCGAGAUGAGGAAAAGCAGGGGAGACGGAGAGCAGAAGAGCUGGAAAAGAUGACAACAUCUACCCGAGACACUCACGAAGUGCCUCCAGAUGCGUCGUUUGCACUUUUUGCCUCAUGGGGCCCGUUGAUCGGCUACACAUUGCGCCAUACGUGCUUGGCCGACGGCCUUUCUCGCCAAAGGUGGCGCCGAGAGGCGGAGAACCGCGUCCGCGACCGGACGAUCAUGUUCGAAGGAAAGAUCAGUGAGGAGCCUGGCACAGCCUGUAUUGCCUCUUGGCCGGGCCUCUAUGCAACAGCCUGGCAUUACUUGGCGCGACAAGCCCGAGGUGGGCAAACAAGCGCAGCAGUAGUUUUCCUUCCCGAGGGCACUCAGUAUUAUGGAAACCACUGCCCAAUCCCCGUGGAGGAGGGGUUGUGUGGCGCUUGUUGGUGCUUUGCACUCUACGGAGAGGAGAAGGAAUGGGGCUGCCAGUGGUGGUCAGUAUGGAUUGAGAACAUUCACAAGGCCAUGCAGUAUGGUGCUGUCCUUCAUGUGUACUUUUGGCAGGGUCUCCGUAGCAAAGGGAAGGUGGCAAGUUUUGCCACUGUCGGGCAAGAGAAUCUUGUUAGAGAGAGUGUGAGAAAGAAGAUGCAGGACUUUGAGAGGUCCAAAGAGUACGAGGAUGCCAAGCAAGCUGGCUUGCUGAAGCUUUCCAAUGAGAAGAGAUAUGAUCGCUCAUCGCAACAGAGCCGGGAAGUCCAGCGCCUCUUCCGGAAAUGGCUUCCACCCGAAGAGCGCAGGAUUUUGGAAGACGCAGAAGGGCUGGGAGAUUCCCAGCGAGCUGAAGUAGCCUGGCUCGAUCGGAAGGGAUAUCCCUACAUCGAGAUGGAUGUGUCACCCUUUCUCCAGCCAUCAGAUGGAGACACACAAGACCAAGAGGAGCCGCUCGACGCAAGACAUUCCGUGCAGGAUUUUCAGGAGAGUGUGAAAGAUGGGAAGUUCAUGGUUGCCUUCCACCCUUUGGUGAUCAAUGAUUUGCAGGUUGCCAUUGAGAUCGCCUGUCAAGAAGGUCAAUUCCGCGUGCUGUAUCCUGAGGGCAGAGCUCAGGUGGCCAGUCGGUCCUUUCAAAUGCGGUUGCGUGAAGAUGAACGCAUUGCAGUGACGGUGAAAAGCUCGAAAUUCGCUCACACUGACGACUUGAUUGCAUCCCAAGUGGAUGAAGACUUCCGCCAACGUGUGGAACAUUGGCUGAAGCGGGAGCAACGAGCUACUCGAGAGGAGGAGGAGCAAGAGAGACUGAGAGCAGCAGAGUUGGAAGAGAAGAUGAGAUCCAGUCAAUGUCACAGGAGGAUUCUUUCAAAGGAGACCGUUUGUCUUGUUUGGGUGACAGUUGGCCUUGCCAUUUCCUACUGCGUGUGCUUUCUCAAUUGGUUUGCCUUUGUUGCGUUUGCGUGGAAGUUGCUUGGGUUUGCUGGGGCUGUAUGCCUGGCCUUGCUCUUCUUUUGCAUGGACAGGGCAACGUCGAACACCACGACAUGGCAAAAUAGCUUGCUUUGGAUGGCCAGUGCUUUUCUAUGUUUUGGCUCUUGCUAUGUAUUUCUGAGGAUCCUGCAGGACGAGCAGUAUAACUCCCAGGUAUAUGAGGCCCCCAAGUAUGUUGUUCUGGUAGUUGUGGCUUUCUCUGCAACUGGCCCCAUUAUCGGCAUCGUCGCGCGCCGCAUGUGCUUGGCCAGCGGCCUGCAACGCCGGCAGUGGCACCAGGGGGCAAGUUUUGAAGGAAGGAUCAGUCAGGAGCACGCCCACGGUCAGCAAACAAGUGCAGCAAUGGUUUUCCCACCCAAGGUCACUCAGUGCUCCGGCGAACACAGCCCAAUCCCGAAAGAGGAAGGGCUACAGGGGGAAUGCUGGUGCUGGGCACUCUAUGGCGAAAGGAGGCCGUCAGGCUGCAAGUGGUUUGCAAUAUGGAUUCAGAACAUCCACAGAGCCAUGGAGUGCGGUGCCAACCUCCACGUGUAUUUUCGGGAAGGAUUUCGUGGUAGAGGAAAGGCAGCAAGCUUCGCGAGCGUCGGCCAAGAAAAUUUCAGCAGAGAGAAAGUGCGAGUGAAGAUGAAGGACUUUGAAAAAUCCAAUGAAUUUGAAGAUGCUAAGCAAGCUGGUUUGGUGAGGCUUUCUGACAUGAAACGCUAUGAUGGCUCUUCCCAACAGAGUCGAGAGAAACAACGGCUUUUCCUGGGGUGGUUGUCAGCAGAAGAUCGCAAGGUCUUGGAGGAUUCAGAGGGAUUGGGCGAUUCCCAGCGAGCCGAAGUAGCCUGGCUCGAUAGGAAGGGAUAUCCAUACAUAGAGAUGGAUGUGUCUCCCUUUAUUCAGCCAUCAGAUGAAGAAGGGAUCGCAGUGGAUGAUGUGCAGCCCACGUUGGUACAAAAAGAACUUCAUUCGGAGUUGUGA
This is a messenger RNA of Durusdinium trenchii, 2727 nucleotides long. Lineage: Eukaryota; Dinophyceae; Suessiales; Symbiodiniaceae. The record is from the annotation of a GenBank genome assembly.